GUGAUAAAAUUUUAAAACCCCAUAAAAUCUGCAGUUAUUUAACAAAUAUAAGUGUUUAAACAACAACUAAAAGUGUAACGAAUAUAAUUAUUGAGAAGUGUGUGAUAACAAACGCGAUGUAAAUAAAAUAGCAUUACAAAAUAGAAUAACAAUGAAAUAAUAAUUGACAUUUUAAAGCAACGGUUAAGUGUAAAAAUAACGUCAUCUGUUAAUAUAUCUCAAACGUCAUUUGUCAGCACCAAAUAGUGCCAUCUAUAUGAUAGUGACUGUACUAACAAGCGAAGCCUGUAUCUUGAGUUCCGUUAACAUUGUCGUAAUAAUUAACUGUACCGCGAGGUGUCGCUAGCAGUCACUAACAAGCAAAGUCUAUAUCUUGAGUUCCGUUAACAUUGUCGUAAUAAUUAAGUGUACCACUAGUUGUCGCUAGCUAGGUCAUCGAUAAAGAAUACGAAAGUUUGGCCGUAUAUAGCUUACUUAUAAACAUGGGUUCAGACUUAGAAAAAAUUCUGCACGAACUAAGAAUUAAAAUUAGAAGCGAUAUGAAUAUCACCCUUACCAACCAAGAGGAACGAAUCACUUCGAAAAUAAAUGAGAAUAUAGACCAAAAAUUUAUAUUUAUUCAGAAAGAAAUUGAAACAAUUAAACAGACAAAUGAAAAUCAUGAGAAGAGGAUUGCACUAAUGGAAAAACAGAUAAGAGCAAGAAAUGUGAUAUUUUUUGGGAUAGAAGAGGGGGAAAACUCAUAUGAAGCCUUGGAAGGAAAAGUUUUAACUACUAUCAACAAUAUGGGAUUAAAGUAUGAUAAGAAUGACCUAGAAAUGGUCAGACGAAUGGGAAAACCAACGGAAGGUAAAACAAGACCGAUUAAUAUCACGUUUACAACAUAUGGAAAGAAAAUAGCUAUUCUUAAAAAUAAAAGCAAGCUUAAAAAUACCAACAUCUACAUAAAAGAGGAUUUUCCGCCCCAUGUUUUAGAAGUAAGAAAAUCUUUGCAAGAGCAGGUGCAGAAGGAGAGGAGCGAAGGGAAGAUGGCAUAUCUAAAAUACGAUAAAAUAAUAAUAAAAGAGGGCGGCAGCAGCAGCAAAAAAAUAGAGGACUUUAGGAAAAAUCAAAAGUCUAAAAAGAGAGAGCUUGAAAGUUCGCCACCCCAGCCAGACGGAAAUCCAUCUACAAGCUCUGAAUCAAUAACUAAGCACAGGAUAGCCAAAAAAAAUAAAAUAACAUUAGGAGGACAGAGCUGUUUAACGAACUUCGUUCAAAGAAGAGAGGAUAUCUCUCAAACACCCUCGAUUGCUUCAGAUGACCUGAAUGAAUAGCAAUCAACGAAACCCUCACACACGACCCACGACUCUACUAACGCACAAACAAGCAAAAACACACUAAACUAUCUAAGUAACCGCUGUAACCUCCCACGACGGCUGGUCACCGAGGGAGUCAGCGACUACCACCCCCCCGAACUUCAGAGUAUAUGUAACAAACACAUAAAAGGAAAUUAUUUAAACAUCUUAACCCUUAAUACGAGAACUCUACAAAGUACAGAAAGACUACUUGAGCUAAACCAGGCCCUAGCCGAAAUAAACUGGGACAUCAUUGGACUAUGUGAGACUAGAAGAUUUGGCGAAGAUAUCACUGAAUAUGGAGAAUAUAUACUCUACCACUUUGGUGAAACGAAAGGACUUUAUGGUGUUGGUUUCUGUGUUCACAAAAGAUGGAAAAAGAAUAUUGUUCAGUUUAGAGGAAUCUCAGAGAGAAUAGCAACUCUAACAUUCAAAAUUUCAAGUAAGGAGAACCUUGAAUUAAUCCAGGUAUACGCUCCUACGGAACAAGCUUCUAGUGAAGAGUGUAACAACUUCUAUGAUAAACUAGGGACUAUUGCGAAAGAACUUGAUUUAAAUAAAGCUAACUUGAUGAUCAUAGGCGACUUUAAUGCGAGAAUUGGGAAGAGGAAAGAAUUCGAGCACUCAGUUAUAGGUCAAUACUCCACUGAUAAGAGAAAUAUGAAUGGCCAACGAUUAAUAGAUUUUUGUAUAGAACAUAACCUGAAAAUUCUAAAUACAUUUUUUAAGAAAAGAGCUAACCGAAAAUGGACCUGGUUAUCGCCAGACUCUAUCACCAAAUCAGAAAUAGACUUUGUAAUUGCUAGACAAGUUUCCAGAUAUCAUGAUGUAGGGAUAAUAAACAAAUUCAAUUUCUAUACCGAUCACCGGAUAGUUCGAUGCAAAAUGAAAAUAAAUAAUAGAGCAAGAAGGGACUUCUGUAACAAUGAAAAAUCAAUUAAUAUGUAUAAUAAUAAAAUCAAAAACCAACUAUACCAGGCAGAGCUGCAAGCGUCAGAGGAAAAUGUAUUUCAGAGUAACCUAACCAUUCAAGGAAAAUACACUAAAAUUUUAAACUACAUAAAAGAAUCAGCAAAAAAACACCUAACUCACUCUGUCACUAAAACAUCAAAUUUUUCACCAGAAACUAUCCUUAAAAUAAAUGAAAGGGCUCUACUUAAUUCAGUUACAAACAGGUCCGAUAUAGAAAAUGAGCGGCUCCGCUUAUUAA
Maniola jurtina (meadow brown) is the source of this 2547-nucleotide messenger RNA. RefSeq lists its product as uncharacterized. Bases 483 to 1316 code for a protein of 277 amino acids. Lineage: Eukaryota; Metazoa; Arthropoda; Insecta; Lepidoptera; Nymphalidae. The transcript has a single exon. The record is from RefSeq and is a predicted model, not a curated record.